UCUCAACUGUAAAGGUUCAACCAUUUUUUGUUUACAUCUUAGUGUCUGUGGCUCCAUAAUUAAUUGUAGCUAUCUGUCUCCUAUCGAUGUGCCGUAAAGAACAUGAAAUAGUUGUUUUUUAUUAGCAGAGUUGCAGGCGUAAGAGAUUGAGACACAACUGUGCUGCUGCUUGUUGUCAUUUUACCUUGCGUGUGAUGUUGGAUAUGGGAGAACGGAAAGAAGUGAAAAUGAUUCCUAAAUCAUCGUUCAGUAUAAACAGUCUGGUGCCUGAAGCCGUCCAAAGUGACAACCACCACAGAACCGUCCACGAGGAAGAGAAGAUUCCUUUACCUACCCCGGUGCAGGACCCAAAGUCGGAGAACAUUUGCACCAAAAUCGAAAAUUCGUCCAAUGAAACGACUUGCACUGACGAGAAGGAAAAACAGGAAGAGAAGAAGGAUAGCAAAGAGGGGGAGAGCGGUGGGAAAGAUGGUGAAAAGAAAAACGGCAAGUACGAGAAACCACCAUUUAGCUAUAAUGCUUUAAUUAUGAUGGCUAUUCGGCAGAGUCCGGAGAAACGACUAACUCUGAACGGUAUUUACGAGUUCAUUAUGAAGAAUUUCCCCUAUUACCGGGAGAACAAGCAGGGUUGGCAGAAUUCCAUCAGGCAUAACCUCAGCCUAAACAAAUGUUUCGUUAAAGUCCCGCGGCACUAUGAUGACCCGGGUAAGGGGAACUACUGGAUGCUUGACCCCUCGAGUGACGAUGUGUUUAUCGGUGGGACAACCGGCAAACUUCGUAGGAGAUCGACCACAUCCAGGGCAAAGUUGGCUUUUAAGCGAGGCGCUCGCCUUACUUCCACGGGGUUGACCUUUAUGGAUAGAGCCGGCUCUCUAUAUUGGCCAAUGUCACCGUUUCUUUCGCUUCACCAUCCGAGGGCCAGCAGCGCGUUGAGCUACAAUGGGACAUCGUCGCCAUACCCUAGUCAUCCUAUGUCCUACAGUACAAUGUUGACUCAAAACAGUUUGGGGAACAACCAUUCUUUCCCUUCUUCCAAUGGCCUGAGUGUUGACAGACUUGUGAAUGGAGACAUUCCCUAUGCCACUCAUCACCUAACGGCGGCGGCGUUGGCGGCCUCUGUGCCAUGUGGUCUAUCGGUGCCCUGCUCCGGGACUUACUCUUUAAACCCAUGUUCGUCCAUAAACCUCCUUGCAGGACAGACAAGUUACUUUUUCCCCCAUGUCCCGCAUCCAUCAAUGACCUCCCAGAGCAGCGCUUCGAUGGCGGCCAGGGUUGCCUCCUCCUCCUCCCCGCAGGCGCCCUCAUCUCUUCCCUGUGAGUCCUUAAGGUCUUCUCUACCAAGUUUCUCUUCUGGACUUUCUGGAGGACUUUCUGAUUACUUCACACAUCAUAAUCAAGGGUCAACUUCAAAUCCACUUAUACACUAACAAAACAUCCCACGGGAGCAAGACUUCUGAAUGUCACGCAGCUAGGAGUGGUGGGUGCGGAGUCAGGCGCAGAGAGCCGAGGAUUCAUAGGACACCGACUUUAUUUCGGAAAACGGGUAAGUGGUCAACGCCAACACAACAGGCGAACAAAAUAUGACCGACCCAAAACAGGACACCAAAACAGUCCGAGAACAUACUACAAACAACCAACCACAGACAAACAGAAAACAAGCCCGCACAAAAGCAGGCGGGCCUGCCCGGCUUAAACAGCCCUUCAACAAAUCU
Molecule: messenger RNA, 1712 nt
Organism: Oncorhynchus keta (chum salmon)
Lineage: Eukaryota; Metazoa; Chordata; Actinopteri; Salmoniformes; Salmonidae
Gene: foxg1a
Product: forkhead box G1a
Exons: 2
Coding region: 195-1427 (410 amino acids)
Biological process (GO): regulation of transcription by RNA polymerase II
Cellular component (GO): nucleus
Molecular function (GO): DNA-binding transcription factor activity; sequence-specific double-stranded DNA binding
Source: RefSeq, a predicted model, not a curated record